AUGGCUCCAGCAGGACACUCCUGGAUGUGGAUGGUCGGUGCCCUGAUCACAGCCCUGAUUCUGGGGGUGACAGAGCCUGUUCUUGCGGAUGGUGUUGCCUCCUGCAACAACCCCUCCGACACUGGGCCCUCUGGAAGCGCCCGGGACACUGGAGCUGGGGCCCAGGAGAGCACCAGGGCAGACGAAGACAGCAGCCCCCGCAUUGUGAAUGGGACCGACUGCGAGAUGCACGCCCAGCCGUGGCAGGGUGCGCUGGUGCUGCAGGCCAGCCAGCUCUACUGCGGGGCGGUGCUGGUGAAUCCGCAGUGGCUGCUCACAGCCGCCCACUGCCGGAAACCAUUUUACAGAAUUGUUCUUGGCCACCAUUCCUUUUCGCCCGUUUAUGAAACUGGGCAGCAGUUGUUCAAAGGGAUCAAAUCUAUCCCCCAUCCUGGCUAUUCCCAUCCUAGCCACUCCAAUGACCUCAUGCUCAUCAAACUGAACAGAAGAAUCCAUCAGACUCAGGCUGUUAAGCCCAUCAACAUCUCCUCCCACUGUCCCACUGCUGGGACCAGCUGCUUGGUUUCUGGCUGGGGAACAACCAGUAGCCCCCACAUUAAAUUCCCCAAGGUCCUCCAGUGCUUGAACAUCACUGUGCUAAGUACCAGCAGGUGCAAGAAGGCCUAUCCAGGACAGAUAGACUCCACUAUGUUCUGCGCUGGUGACGAGGCGGGCAGAGACUCCUGCCAGGGUGAUUCCGGGGGGCCUGUGGUCUGCAAUGGCUCCCUACAGGGCCUCGUGUCCUGGGGAGACUUUCCCUGUGCCCAGCCCAACAGACCCGGCGUCUACACCAACCUCUGCCAAUUCACUAAGUGGAUCAAGGACACCAUCCAGGCGAACUCAUGA
Messenger RNA from Mirounga angustirostris (Northern elephant seal), 885 nucleotides. It is a transcript of the gene KLK5, whose product is annotated as kallikrein related peptidase 5. The coding region runs from base 1 to 885 and encodes 294 amino acids. The transcript is spliced from 5 exons. The record is from RefSeq and is a predicted model, not a curated record. NCBI's taxonomy places the organism in Eukaryota, Metazoa, Chordata, Mammalia, Carnivora, Phocidae. Gene Ontology annotation, molecular function: serine-type endopeptidase activity. Gene Ontology annotation, biological process: proteolysis.